Messenger RNA from Amborella trichopoda, 2633 nucleotides. RefSeq names its product glycine--tRNA ligase, mitochondrial 1. Gene Ontology annotation, molecular function: glycine-tRNA ligase activity; ATP binding. The record is from RefSeq and is a predicted model, not a curated record. Gene Ontology annotation, cellular component: cytoplasm; mitochondrion. Gene Ontology annotation, biological process: mitochondrial glycyl-tRNA aminoacylation. Lineage: Eukaryota; Viridiplantae; Streptophyta; Magnoliopsida; Amborellales; Amborellaceae.
UCCUUUCAGGAAAUCAAAACCCCUCCCUCUCUCUCCUCUUUCUCUCUCUAGGUUUUAUGAAUUUUCCCUUUCGUUUCUCUAUCUCUCUCUUCCAGACGGCUUCCCGACUUUUUGCCCCAAACCCCUCCACACACUUCUCUAUCGCCCACGCCUGCAACUUCACCACAAAACCCUACUUUUCCACCUCCACAAACCCUAGCAGAAUCGCCAUGGCUGAGACCUCCAUCGAUUCCUUGAAAGGAACUUUAGCCCAGAAGCGAGCCUCAGCAGAAGCUCAGGGCCAAGCCGUUCGUGCCUUGAAGGCUAGCGGUGCAAGCCCGUCAGAGGUGGAAUCAGCUGUGAACUCGCUUAAGGCCCUGAAAGUGGAGGUCGAAGCGCUCUCUAAGGAACUCAAUUCUAGGGUUUCGGAGAAUGGAGGUGGUAAUAGGGACGAUUUUAGGCAGGGUGUGGUGAAUGCUCUAGAGAGAAGGCUGUUUUAUAUUCCAUCUUUCAAGAUUUAUAGGGGUGUUGCGGGGUUGUAUGAUUAUGGGCCACCUGGUUGUGCAGUCAAGUCUAAUGUUCUAGCUUUUUGGCGUGAGCACUUUGUCCUAGAGGAAAACAUGUUGGAAGUGGACUGUCCUUGUGUGACUCCUGAAGUUGUGUUAAAAGCUUCAGGUCAUGUCGACAAAUUUACAGAUCUUAUGGUAAAGGAUGAGAAAACAGGUACAUGUUACAGAGCAGAUCACUUGCUCAAGGACUUUUGCAAGGAUAAGCUUGAGAAGGACCUCACUCUACCUGAGGAAAAGGCCAUGGAAUAUAAGCGUGUUAUGGCAACUUUGGAUGACCUCUCUGGCAAGGAAUUGGGUUCAAAACUCAAGGAGUAUGGUAUAGUUGCGCCAGAUACAAAGAAUCCUCUCUCAGAUCCAUACCCUUUUAAUUUGAUGUUCGCGACCUCUAUAGGCCCUUCUGGCUUGAGUCCUGGGUACAUGCGCCCCGAGACUGCCCAAGGUAUAUUUGUCAAUUUCAAGGACCUGUACUAUUAUAAUGGUAACAAGCUUCCUUUUGCCGCAGCUCAAAUUGGUCAGGCUUUCAGAAAUGAGAUAUCUCCUCGACAAGGUCUCCUAAGGGUUCGGGAGUUCACCCUAGCGGAGAUUGAGCAUUUUGUGGACCCUGAUGAUAAAUCUCAUCCAAAAUUUAAGGAUGUAUCUAAUCUGGAAUUCUUCAUGUACCCAAGAGAUGAGCAAAAGGAGGCAAAACCAUUUAAGAAGCUCCAGCUUGGUGAUGCAGUUAAAAAGGGAAACAUCAACAAUGAGACAUUGGGUUAUUUCAUUGGGAGGACAUACCUUUUCCUGACAUCUCUUGGGAUUGACAAAGAACGAUUGCGCUUUAGGCAGCAUAUGGCCAAUGAAAUGGCUCACUAUGCUGCAGAUUGUUGGGAUGCUGAAAUUGAGUCCUCUUAUGGCUGGAUUGAGUGUGUUGGUAUUGCAGAUCGCUCUGCAUAUGACCUCCGUGCUCACACAGAGAAAAGUGGUGUCCAGCUAGUUGCUCAAGAGAAAUUUGCAGAACCUAGAGAAGUAGAGAAAUUGGUUAUCACCCCAUCAAAGAAGGAGGUUGGGCUGGUUUUCAAGGGCAAUCAAAAGAAAGUGAUUGAAGCACUCGAGGCCAUGAAAGAAGCAAAGGCUAUGGAAGUGAGGGCCAACUUAGAAGCCAAAGGGGAGGUGGAAUUCUUUGUCUGCACCCUUGGGCAAUCUGUCACCCUAACAAAGAACAUGGUCUCUAUCUCUAAAGAGAAAAAGAAGGAACAUCAAAAGGUUUUCAUUCCUUCUGUGAUUGAACCAUCAUUUGGUAUAGGUCGUAUCAUAUACUGCCUUUUUGAGCAUUCCUUCUACACUAGACCAAGCAAAGCUGGAGAUGAACAGUGCAAUGUGUUUAGAUUCCCUCCCCUGGUGGCUCCCAUUAAGUGCACUGUUUUCCCAUUGAUUCAAAAAUCAGAAUAUGAAGAAGUUGCUAAACUUAUCUCCAAGGCCUUGACACGUGCUCGCAUAUCUCAUAAGAUUGACAUAACUGGAACCUCUAUUGGGAAGCGCUAUGCUAGAACUGAUGAACUGGGGGUUCCAUUUGCUAUCACUGUGGACUCUUCGAACUCUGUUACAGUCCGAGAGAGAGACUCUAAGGAUCAGGUUCGUGUUAGCGUGGACGAAGUGGCAUCAGUUGUGAAGGACGUUACAGAUGGGGAUAGCACUUGGACCGAUAUCCUUUCAAGAUACCCUUUACAUUCAUCCUAUUCAUCAGAUGAAGGAGUUCUGAUUGGGGACAUUCAUUCCAAGAGUUAAGUAAAUAAUUUCUUCCCCUUGUUAUUUAAGAGAGAACAGUUUUGCAUACUCAUUUUGUGUUUUCCUUACAAGCUGAGAUGGGUUUUAGUUUCUUGACUCUUUUUUUUUUGGGCUAUAACUAUCUGUGAUAGUUUUUCAGCAAACAAUUUACUCUUGUCAGUUAUCAUUGACCAAAAAAUAACAUUAAACUUGGUGGUUUUGGAGUAUCUCAAGGAAAGGAAAGGUUUUAUCCAAUGGGAGAACCUUGACGCGUUGGAGUUAAUUCAUCAAUGGAAUCUUGUAUUAAGAACAUCAAUUCACAUAUUUGAUUAUGUUGUAGAA